Messenger RNA from Dendronephthya gigantea, 3842 nucleotides. RefSeq lists its product as uncharacterized. The transcript has 2 exons. The record is from RefSeq and is a predicted model, not a curated record. Bases 255 to 3236 code for a protein of 993 amino acids. Gene Ontology annotation, molecular function: protein binding. Lineage: Eukaryota; Metazoa; Cnidaria; Anthozoa; Malacalcyonacea; Nephtheidae.
GAAGAAUACGGUAGCUUCGUAGUUUGUACGAAGCCAGCAGCUUUUAUGAAAGUGCAAAGCGUGUGAAAGCGACCACGCAUUCCCGUUGGAAUAUGUAGCCUACGCUAACAGAUGAUAUGGAGUACGUAAACAUGGUUACAACUCGCUUGGCUUUGCAUUGAAUUGACUGCUAAGCCUAAUUCAACAAUUUCACGAAUUUAAAUACCGAUCAUUACCUAUUAUUCGCGCUGUGGUUCUAUCCCUUUAUCUUCACGAUGGGAGCAGCGAAAUCAAGGGCUGCUUUAACAUGGGACGACAAAGCGUACCCGUUGUGCGAGGUUUUCGAGAAAUACGGUUUCCCGAACUUCGUUUGUUUGAAAGAAGGCUAUUAUGGAACAAGCGAUUCGACUUCCUUCGAGGCCGGGCAAGUUCUCAUGUUACAUGAAUUGUGUCAAAAGCAAAGCUUUGUAGGCGAAGAUUCACUCAGUCGGCCAAUAGCGAUUCCAGUUGAAUGCGUGAAUAACGUCUUAGUGUGUCCGUCCUCGAAAUCCUUUAACCGUGAUGCUAUAUUUGUCGGCGUAAUAUCAAAACUGUAUCCACAGAUAGAAUACUUCCGGGUGCUAGAGAAUGAUUGCGUCGAAGACAAAGUUAAAAGAUGCUAUAAGCUUCAUUCCAUCGUAAAGGUUGAAGAUAUUGACUUUGUAAACUCUCUUGUGAAAUUCAAAGAUGUUAGGCUGCCUCUGCCAUUUAGUAGUCGCAUAAUAUUUGAACCUUUAGUGGAUUGUCGUAAGUAUACAUUGAAAGACGCUGUGGAGGCGUUUGACUUGCCGAUAAAGGUGCGUUUUUUAUCAAGUGGAAAUGACGAUAAAAAGUUGGAAAAUAAUUUGGAAAAUGCUGUCUCGAAUCUUGGCAAGGUAACAAUUCACCGUCUUUCGAGACCUGAGAUGUUAGUGGUUGCAACAAAGUUAGAUGCUGAUCAAUCCUUAACCUUGCCUAACCCGUCAGAGAAAUGCUCGCUUAUUCCAAAGUAUUGCAAGCUGAAAGUUUCCGUGGCUAAAGAACUUCUACAGAACGAUCCUACUUAUCUAAAAAUGGUUCGCAAUUUCAACGAUGCAUUUUUGAAGAAAUACGACCUAGAAGUACUUAUAGGAAAUAAAUCUAGCUUUAGAACUAUCCUGUCAGAACAGCCCCAUGAUCGCAGGUUCAAGAAACAAAGUCCCGGAGAAAAACACGAGGAGGCGAAAACGCCGAUAAAGAAUGACCAUGUCUGUGAGACCAUUGAUGCCGAUGAACCAAAAGAUGGUAAUGAUUCGAAAAUUGCCGAUAGUCAUGUGACGUUUAAAGAUCGCUUGAGCAUGACCUCGCAAAGUAGUCAUCACGAAGAUGAGACCGACCAGAAUUAUUUGGUUAUGACAGGACAGAAUUAUGUCGAUAUGACGUCAUCGGUGUACAAGCGGACGAGCCAGCAGGACGAUGAGGACAAAAUAAAUGAGCAUUUGAAUGUUCCAGUAGUGUCGCUCUUUUCGGCCUCGCCUGCGAACAGCGAGCAUGACGUAAACUGGAAUGAAAAUACCGCAUCGGAAUCUGAAAUUCAAACGUUUCCAGGAGAAAAACACGAGGACGAAGCUCCGAUAAAGAAUGACCAUGUCUGUGAGACUAUUGAUGCCAAUGAACCAAAAGAUGGUCAUGAUUCCAAACUCACUGACAGUCAUGUGGAGUUUAAGGAUCGCUUCAGCUUGAACUCGCAAAGUAGUCAUCACGAGGAUGAGACGGACCAGAAUUAUUUGGAUAUGACAGGACAGAAUUAUGUCGAUAUGACGUCAUUGGCGUUCGAGCGGACGAGCCAGCAGGACGAUGAAAAGAACAAAAUAAAUGAGCAUUUGAAUGUUCCAGAAGUGUCUCUCUCUUCGGCCUCGCCUGCGAACAGCAAGCAUGACGUAAACUGGAAUGAAAAUACCGCAUCGGAAUCUGAAAUUCAAACGUUUCCAGGAGAAAAACACGAGGACGAAGCUCCGAUAAAGAAUAACCAUGUCUGUGAGACUAUUGAUGAACCAAAAGAUGGUCAUGAUUCCAAACUCGCUGACAGUCAUGUGGAGUUUAAGGAUCGCUUCAGCUUGAACUCGCAAAGUAGUCAUCACGGGGAUGAGACGUCACAGGAUAACACGGACCAGAUUUAUUUGGAUUUGACAGAACAGACUGAUGUCGAUAUGUAUAAAGAAUAUAAUGACACCGAUGAAAAACACGAGGACGAAGUGCCGAUAAAGAAUGACCAUUUCUAUGAGACUAUUGAUGAACCAAAAGAUGGUCAUGAUUCCAAACUCGCUGAUAGUCAUGUGGUGGUUGAAGAUCGCUUCAGCUUGACCUCGCAAAGUAGUCAUCACGAGGAUGAGACGGACCAGAAUUAUUUUGAUAUGACAGGACAGAAUUAUGUCGAUAUGACGUCAUUGGCGUACGAGCAGACGAGCCAGCAGGACGAUGAAGAGAACAAAAUAAAUGAGCAUUUGAAUGUUCUAGAAGUGUCGCUUUCUUCGGCCUCGCCUGCGAACAGCAAGCAUGUUGUAAACUCGAAUGUAAAUACCGCAUGGGAAUCUGGAAUUCAAACGUUUCCAGGGAAAAAACACGAGAACGAAGCACCGAUAAAGAAUGACCAUAUUUAUGAGAUUAUUGAUGAACCAAAAGAUGGUCAUGAUUCCAAACUCGCUGAUAGUCAUGUGGUGGUUGAAGAUCGCUUCAGCUUGAACUCGCAAAGUAGUCAUCACGAGGAUGAGACGGACCAGAAUUAUGUCGAUAUGACGUCAUUGGCGUACGAGCAGACGAGCCAGCAUGACGAUGAAGAGAACAAAAUAAAUGAGCAUUUGAAUGUUCCAGAAGUGUCGCUCUCUUCGGCCUCGCCUGCGAACAGCGAGCAUGACGUAAACUGGAAUGAAAAUACCGCAUCGGAAUCUGAAAUUCAAACGUUUCGUGAAGCUGGGAAGUUGGGGUCUGAGGACCAAAACAAGUCCGAAACUCCUUGCCUAAACAGCCCGACUCUUGCCCAGUUACCCGCAGACAUUUCGUGCCUGAGUUUGGCCGGAGUUGGACGGCUUUUGACGAGCCUCAACAUGCAAUUUUAUGUAGACAAGUUUAAAGAGGAACAGAUUGAUGGAGCAGUAUUAGUUACCUUAGAUGAAGAAAUGUUAUUCUCGCUAGACUUAACGCGAUUUCAUGUCACAAAAUUGACGAAGUUUAUAAAGGGUUGGAGACCAAAUGUUAGUUAAGGAAUCAAUAUUCGUAUGUUAGCGAACUUUUGUUUGUAUUUUGUACAAAUAUUUUUGUACAAAAUAUAUUUGUUCAUAUAUAGUUUGGAACUGCUCUGUAACUGUAUCGUAAUUUUAAAUGCAUUGUCUGUAUAGUCUAGAGUGGUAUUCACUUUGUAUGAAACACUUUAUCUGUCGUUCAAGUUAUGUAGAUGAUAUACGUGUCAUAAAGCUUGUAGAAUAGUAAAAAAAAUAACGAGAUUAAUAAGACUAUGUGCACACGGUAACGUUUUCGAGCGUUUUCAUUUUCGUUUUCAUGCCAAAACGGUUUCAAACAUCGUCAAAAAACAAUAGAAGUUGAAGCUAAUUUAACAUAUUGAGAAUAUUUUCCUUUGGAUAGUGUGGACAGGGCGUCAAAGCGAUAGACUAGAUAAAAACGAUUUUGAAAACGCGCGAAAACGACGCUCGUGUGCACAUAGUCUAAAUGAAUGAUAUUCCUGGUGAUAUUUAUAGGCAAAGUAAAUAACAGCAAUUAAUUGAGCAAACCUGGAGUUUGGGGGGUUGAGAGGCCCCUUGGCCCUAGAAAUCGUAGCAGGGAUGCCUAGCUAUAUCCCCUGUGUUACAGAA